Molecule: messenger RNA, 8778 nt
Organism: Procambarus clarkii (red swamp crayfish)
Lineage: Eukaryota; Metazoa; Arthropoda; Malacostraca; Decapoda; Cambaridae
Product: nahoda
Source: RefSeq, a predicted model, not a curated record
GCCUCGGAGCUGUCAACACGGCGGCGCCUUCUGACGACCACAAUUGACUUUUGUGCACUAAGGUCCAGUCCAACUGCAGUCCUGUGAAGUGAUUGGCGGUGAUAAGUGUGCUUCAGGGUGCCCGGAGGACGUAGCUCAUGGAGAGUAAGGAAGAACUGCUUGUGGCGUUAGUCAGUCGUGUUUACACAGCAACAGCUGGUCAAGACUGAAUGGACUGGACAACAAGACUUAAGAAUGGACCUGUUGACCUAUAAACAAGAACCCGUGCUCGACCUGGUCACGAGGAACCCAAGUUCAUCGCAACGUUUAAGAUCUUGGAGGAGUGAGGCAUCCUAUGGAAGGACUCGAGGCCAUGUACCAAGCGUCACCCACACAAUAUGUAUAGACGUCUGACCUACGGCAAACCGUGUAAUGCGGUAAGAGAUGAGGAGGGAGAUGUUAGCGAGGCUGGUGGUGGUGGUGGUGGCGGCGGUGGCCGGGGUGUGUGAGGCCCACGUGGCUCUAACUUUCCCGCCCGCCCGCAAGUAUAACCUCGACUUCCUCGACUCCUUCAGGACCCAGGCGCCCUGCGGCAUGCCCAGAGGAAAUAUCAAGACCACGCUACUGCAGGGAUCAUCCUUCAACGUCAGCUGGCACUUGGCUUAUCCUCACAGGGGCGGGUUCCGUCUGGAGCUGCUGGACCCCCAGGAGCGACCCCUCUCCGACCUCACCCCCGUCACCGCUGACACCAACUUCCUCGCCGACGAUACCACUGCCCAGUCCUUCAGGAUCACCCUGCCCACUGAACUGGAAUGUGAAGGCUGCACCAUCAGGCUGCUGCGUCAAGCAUCAGAGUGGGGGGCAAAAUACCAAUUCUGGUCCUGUGCUGAUGUUGAUAUUGUAAAACGAAACAGUUACCGUGAAACUUGCAGUGGCAAUGGCAGAUACAUGGUUAAUCAGUGCCGUUGCAACAAGCGUUUCUUUGGUGAUCGAUGUCAGUUUGAAAAUGAGUGUAACACUGAUGAUGACUGUGGACUAUUUGGACGAUGUGUGGAUUUGGAUGCCACUACAUACCCAAAGAAGUUAUGCUACUGCCGACAAGGGCGGUUUGGUCCCAAGUGUUCAAAAACAUCCUUGGUAACAAAUCGAGACACUGUUAAUUUUGAUGUGUACACCAAAAAGGAGUUGAGUGACAAAAUGACCCUCUAUUGGAGAAUUCUACAAAUUGAGGGCGAGAUUGAGGUGGUGCUGGUCAAUAAUGGAUCCUCAUAUUCUGCCUUGGGUUGGAGGCCCCAAGGAAUGACCCAAAAAUGCAAGCAGUUUCCCUACAUACCUGGAACCGUGAGUCCUGGUGCCACUGCUGGAAAUGGUGCUCAAGCUGAACCUGAACCCGAAGCAGAAGCGGAACCCGAAGCAGAAGCCGAGCCCGAGGCAACAGCAAAAUCCAAAGUUGAGACAAAGCCAGGGGCUUCAGGGUCUCAUCCAGAAGCUGAAGCAGAGCCGCAACCUGAAGGUGAGCCGGCAACUACGACAGCUAGACCCAAGGCCGAGAAUGACCCAGAGGCUGAGGCUGAGCCAGAGGCAGAGCCGCACACCACUGAAUCUUCUCCGAAAUUAAGUCUUGCAGCAGAUACUACCAAACCUGCCAUAAACCCUACUACCACCACCACCACAACUGAACGUUCAACAAGACCCAGACGUGUCCGUCGAACUACCACUACAACAACCACCACCAUUCGACCACGUAUAAUUGCCAAUCAAUCACUUACAACAACCAGUACCACAGAAGCACCUGCAACUACUACCACCACCACUGAAACACCUAUAGCCACAACUACCACUCAAGCUUCUACAACUGCAACUGAAGCUCCAACAACUGCCACAACAUCUACAACUAAAGCAACAACAACCCCCACCACAACUACAACUGAAGCACCAACAACCACCACCACAACUACAACUGAAGUACCAACAACCCCUACAACAACAACCACCACUGAAGCCCCAACAACCACCACAACCACCACUGAAGCCCCAACAACCACCACCACAACCACCACGGAAGCACCAACAACCACCACUGUAGAAGGAGCCCCAACUCCAAGGAGGAAGAAAAAUGAUGUUACCUCAGAUCGAGUCACUGGUCUUCUGGUACCAAGAGGGAAACGGGACACCCUUUCCAGGAAAGCUCGGUUUGCUGUUCCACUCUUGAAAGCUGCAGAUAACUCUUCAAAUGGAACAACAAGUUCACAAGUGAAAGCUGAGGCGGACGCUGAACCAGAGGCAGAGGCCGAAGCAAAGGCAGAAGCAGAACCUGAGGCAGAAGCAAAAGCUAAAUCUGAGCCUGUGAGUGGUGCUUCUCCAUUCGUUCCUAAAGGGGAUUUUCAUGCUAUGGACUGCACAGAUAUUAUUAUGGGUUCUGCAGUUGCCCACUAUUAUCGUAUUGAAGAUUAUUAUACCCGUGACCGCUCCACUCCGAAGGUCGAUCGCUACUGGGGUGGCGACGAUUCCCUUACUGCAGCGCUGGGUUGGGAAGUUGAUGGAGUGACAACAAUUUUGUUCAGGAGAAAGCUUGAUGCUACCCAUCCAACUGACCACCCUAUUACAAAUUCUCUCAUGCACGUCAUCUGGGCUCGAGGACAAGAGGCAGGAAUGUAUGUCCAUUCGCCCAAAUCUGGCCUUGAGUCAGGUUCUGCGAGUGUCCCAGAUUUCUAUCGUCCCGAUGAAUUUAAGUACCAUGGCAAGAAAGGGCAGAGAGGCGUUGUUUCAAUGAAUUUCUUAGAGAAAUUUUCCGAGCCAGCGGAAGGCAAAAAAGACGAGAUCAACUGGUGUGGAGAUCACUGGAAAUACCCAGGACAUUGUACUCCUGGUAAAGACUGCGAGUACUAUGCCAAGUGGGAAUACUUUGAGCAAACAGAUGAAAUUAAAUUUACCAUCCAGACUACUGACGGGAAUCACUGGACUGGAAUUGGUUUCUCUGACAAUACGAGGAUGCCACUGACUGAUGCAGUGAUAGGUUGGGUGCAGCCUUCAGGCAGUUACUUUAUGUUUGAUGCUUGGUGUCAUUCCUAUGCCUCUCCUAACAUUGAUCAGGGCCAAGGCAUUAGGAAUCAGACAGGUUACAAUGAAAAUGGAAUCUCCACCAUCAGCUUCGUGAGGAACAGAAUAUCGAAAGAUACUGAAUAUGAUCUGAGCUUUACUGAUGAGAAGUGUCUCCACAUGGUAUUCCCCACUAAGGGCGGAACUUAUGACUCUAAGAAUAAGAGAACAAGAAAGCAUUUAGCGACUCCUACAAUUUCCACAGAAAGAGUUUGCAUUCGCUCUUGUUCCAAAUAUGGUGGAGCUGAUGGACGGCCAUUUGUGUACACCACAACACCACGUCCACCUCUGCUGCACUAUGCCGUGGAGAUCAUGUUGACCAAUGUUGGGAGUAAUUACCAGAUCCCCCAGCAGGGAUCAACAGCAUGGCGACAGCUGACUGAUAGCUUGCGGUCCUCCAUGGACGGAGCACUUGAAACUGUUCCUGGAUAUCAAGCAAGUGAUCUCACCGACUUACAAUUUGACGGCAAAGGUAAACUCUUGACCAAGAUGCAAGUUGUGUUGGACAAAACUGUGCACGAGGCAAAAGUUGGAGAAGUUCCUCCUCCGAAAGAUGAGGCAGGAGAAGUGGGGGACGAGUCAAUGGUGAGGAGAGUUUUGAGGGAAGCUGUCGAACGUGGGUCUAUUGGAUCCCUGCAGGUUGAUCCUCAGUUCCUUCGAGUCAGUCGCCUACACGCAUCAUCCGGGGCAGUCCAAGAAAAGUCUUUGACAGGACUGAGUGAGGAUGGAUCAGACCCAGCUAUAAGGUUCCUGAAGGCCAACAAGAUAUGGAUCAUCAUAGGUGUGGUGGUAGCAUUGGUGGUGAUCGCUCUCAUACAGGCCAUCGUCAUGAUUGCCAGAAGCAAGAAAAACAAGACCCCUCCUGUUAGCACUAAGGAGCGUUUAAUCACCAACUCAGGCUGGAAGGACUAUAGCCAGGGCAACAUGAAUUAUGCCUAUGAGAGUUUUGAAACUGAGGAGAAUGGAGUGAAUUCUCGUCGUCAGGGGAGCAAUGGCUCUGCACGUCCUAGUAUUCCUCGUGGCUCGUAUGGUAAAUCUAAUGGCCAAAAUAAUGGAUAUAAUGGAGGGGCAAAUGGCCAUCAAGGGCAUCCUGGUCAGCAUCCAGGAGGCUAUGGUGGGGACACACGUUCACUUCAACGCCCGCGCAACGCCCCUCAGACACGUCCCGACCCACGGGGAACUUAUUCACUCCCCCGUGGCUCUACAGCAUCCUCUUCUCUACCGUCUUACAAUGCUGCCAUGCAAGAUAUGACUCCAGAUUUCUACUACCUUCCAUCUCAGCGCAAAUAUUCAGGAGAAGUUGUUCGUGUGUAUGUUGAUUAUAACCAGUCCAAAUAACCGAGACGUGAAUUUUAUCAUUGAUGUAUAAAAUUACUGAAUAAUAUCUUUAAUGUAAACUUUUUGAGCAGUUAAAUAUAAUAAAAUGUUAUUUGAAACUUGACAUAAAAUAUCAUUGUUGUUAGGGAAAGGGAGAUUGUUAUGGUAACGCAGCAGGCUGGUGUCGUGAGGCAGGAGCUCUCAGAGAAUUGUUGUCUCAGCAUGAGGAGUUAAUGCCAAGUGUUGGCCACUUAGCAGAGUUAAUUUAUAUGCUCACUCCAAAGUGACUUGUGUCCCCACACAAACUGUCCUCCCAGGGAACAUAUCAUCCCAUUCCAUGGGAAUUAGUAUACUCAUAACAUAUUGGCAUACUCAUGUGUGACUUUGUAUGUUUUUACUGUGAUACUAUGUGUAGCUACUUGGAGAAUGUUAGGACACCUGUAACAGUAGGCAAGGCUUUCAACUGUUAUCAUUGCAUCAGAUGAUGUGCAUCCAUAUAUUUUAUUAUGGAUACAUACUUUGAGAUAUUUUUUUAUAAGCUCUGUAAAUUUGCAUUAAAAGGAGACAAUUUACUCCAUAAAUUUGAAAUGUAAUAUUGCCAGUAAAAAUACAAUAUUUGCUCCUGUAUUGUUAAUUUGACUUGCAUGAAGUAAGUAGUUAAAUAUAGGCACAAAUUUGUCAUGCUUACUGAUAAUAUUAAAAUUUGUCUGUUCAAAAUAAAUAUUCUAUUUUGUUUGUUUUUCUUUAACUUUUUCACCUCCUUUUAAACCUACUGUAUUACAGUAUUAUAUUUCUUUGCAAAACUAUCAAUAGAUUAUUAGAGAUUAUAGGUUCAAUGAGAUAUGUAGAAAUCCAAUUUUCACUUACUAGGUUUACUUCUAAAAUAUGUAUAAAGUGUGUUUUAAUUAAUCUAUAUAGAAAAUAUAUUGGACAAAAUUGCUCAAGAGAAAAGAGGUGUGUGUAUCAAGUAACGAAUAACAGUGAUAAACGUAUAGCACUGCGGGAGGUAAAACACAGCGAGACUGGUGGACAAGUAGUGUGUAAGUCCAAGUUCUCCCGCUGUUGGCAGAAGUGACGUACUCUACUUAAAUCAUGAAGUAUAAACACACAGCAUUGCAAGUAUUUUUUGAUGGCUAAUAUUUAUUAUUCUAAUAUACAAGCAGAUGUUGCUCUUGCUGGAAUAGUCAGUGUGCCAUUAUUUGAAUUUUUCAGAUGUAGAUUUGUAUAAAUGAGUAAUUCAGAUGUAUUGUCUAAGGAAUUCACUGUAUAUACUGUAUACUCAAAUUGCAUACAGCAUGCAAGCACAUUUAUUGUACAUAAUAUGACUGGAUAAUGACUUGUAAUACUAUAAACAUUUACGGCCACCGUCGUUGUGCUUAAGUGCAUACAACUAAGUACAUUUUUAAAAGUAUACUGUAUUUAACAAUAUUAUAAACAUGACCCCAAAUUCAUCUUUAGGAGUGUAUUUAUAUUUUGGAAAGACUGCCUGUCUGCAAAAAAAGGGAUGGGGGGAGGGGUAGCCCCAUCCCUUUUUUUUUUUAAAUACUGUAUUGCUUGUUAAAUAUUGUCAUACUUAAUGCAGCAACUCAUGAACAAGAAAAUACUAGAUGAAAUAGCUUAUUCUGAUAAAGUCAAUUCUGGUGUGUGUAUCAUAUCCGCUUGAUGGUUCCACUGGUACUAAAUGCUGUUUCCCGUGUUUAUGUGAGAACUUCAUAGGGCUAGAUACCUAAAUGAUGAACAGUAUUUUUGACAUAGUUGAACCGACGUCCUGAACUGUUGUGUAAUUUGUUUAUCAUGAUUUCAUUACAAGCCCCCUAUGAUUCUUAUCUAACAUCAGUGAACAUCUAUAAUGACUGUGCAUGUAAUAUUUAAAUGCUAAACUGGUGCAUGAGAGUAGUAAGAUAUUUAAAAUAUUAAUAUAUUCUCUUGUAAUAAUAAUAAUGUUGCUUUUCUAAUACCGUAAUAUCAGAUGAUAUCCAUAGCAGUUUGUGAUGACCACUGUUUAAUACACUCAAAAGGUAACCUUUUUUUCAGUACUUAGUGGAUACUUUUAUAUAACUUUUGGGGUUUGAGUAGUAUUGUGUAAAUAGUGCAUAAAACUUGCACUCUGUCUUUGCUAAUGUGGUCUGAUGAUGUGUAUAUCUCUGUAUGGUCUGCUAUGUGUAUAACAACACAGUAUAUGAUCCAACUGUGUAUAUCACUACAGUAUGUGGUCCAACUGUGUAUAUAUCACUACAGUAUGUGGUCCAACUGUGUAUAUCACUAAUAUUUUCAUUAGUAAUAAAUGAAUGUAUAUAUUUUUGUAUGAAGUCAUUGGACUCUCACUUAAGGCAUUCUUCAUUUUUAUAUGAUAUCCUUCUAUCUCUUUCUUGACAUAUAUAGAUGCCAUUACUUUAUAUAAUUAAAUUUGUAGAGUUUUUCGUUUUUGUAUUAUAAGAGAGUAAUUCUUUGGAUUUGUAAACAGAAUUUGGAAACACAUGUUGCACAUUAUAGGGACAAAAUAAAAUAACCAAUGUCAAUAAUUCCAUAAGAUUGCUAAACAUUAGAAUAAAGAAAUAGCAAUAUUUAGUGCAUUAAUACAUGUUAAUGGAAGAUAAUGCUGAACCCUUUGUGGUGUAGUUUAUUCUGUUUUCAUCUGGGUCUGAAUCAGUUGUGUGCUGUCAUGGAAUACAUGUAAGUAUUUUCAAAUUAUAAUGAAAAUGGUGUGUAAAACUUGUAAUUACCUGUUGUGGUAUACAGUAGCAUAUAAUUUGACUACCAUGAAUCCAUUUUUGUUUUCUGGUUUACAAUUAAAGUAAUAGUCUGGCUAGAAAUUAGUCCUAGUAAUACAGUCCCAGUUUACAAGAAAUGUAACUGGGACAAACUCAAAACAUUCUGAGCUACAUUUGUAGUUUUACUAUUCAAAAUACGGCUUACUCAUUGUUGGGGGUACAGGAAGUCCCUGACAAGAUCUUCCUAGACCAACGACUGACUUUCCUCAGGUUGCAACCCACAACAAUUUCCUAGCUCCCAAGUACCUAUAUACUGUUAAGUUGGCCGAAACAUCAGGUGAAGGGAAAUACAGUACUAUAUGCCGAAAUGUCUCCAUCCUGUAUGGGAAUAUAACCAGAGAUGUUUCGGUUGUGAACUGACUGCUCUGAGUAGAUUCAGUGCAGUCUGAGAGUGGUCUAAGCAGUCCGACAAGGAGGAGGCCUGGUCGAGGAGGACUGGUCCGGGCCGCGUGGGACACUAAGCCCCGAAAUCAUUGCAAGGUAAGGUAGCACCGCACUGUGAGCUAACAGCUGCCAGUUAUAUUUUAAUGUGUAGCUAAUACUGAGUGUUAGUUGUCAUGCAAACAAGAAUGUAGUGAGGGUCGUAUUACCCAAUAAGCCAAGUAGGUCAUGGACCUAGGGCCAACAAGUACUUUUUUUUUUGUACCAUAAAAAUGGACAAAUAUCAAAUAAUACUUUGACUAAUCAGUUACUGUACUUGGUAGCACUGCCCAAUUAUUUUUUCCAUGUAAUUCCAAUACUGUACACAUUUUCAUAUACGUUUUCAACGUUUCACAUGAUGCUUCACACAACUGAGGAGAGGUAUUACUUGUUUAUAUUUACUAUUCAUUCAAAAGGUAUUCUUGAUACACAAGUGAUUGUUUACUGUUAGUUAUCAGGAAUUUAUAGUUUCAAGAAUCAUUGUUAAAACUUAUAUAAGUGUAGGAAUGUGGCCUCAGUGUAUGCAUCUGCAAAACUGGGCAUAAUAUAACCUUGAUAUUUAAUCAUUAGAUAUUAUUAUGAUACGAGCUGUCUACGUGCAUGUGUUUUGUCUUUGAAUAGCCACACUGACCAGAGUUGGGGCACGUUUACCUGUUUUGACCUAGGAUCCAAAAAGCAGUUAGAUUCGGCCCUGAAUUCAGUGGAACAAUUAUCUUUUUGUCUUUUAUCAGCAAUAUUGCAACAAUUUAUGGUGAUAAUUUUUUAUUGGUAUACACCAUUUACUUUCAAGUGUGUAUUAAAAUAUAUUCAUUUGCAUUUGUAAUUAGUGAGGUACAGUACCUGAAUUUAAAAAGAGAAACCAAGAAUAAGAAAGGCAACUGGAAUUACAGAAAGGUGCCUGGAAUAAAGGAGAGGUACCUGGAAUUAGAAGAAACUAGAAUAAAAAAAAGCACUGAAACUAAAGAAAGGUACAUACUGUGCCUGGCAUCACAAUGGGUCAUAUAUAUUGCCAUUACUUCCCAACUCCCUGUAUACCACUUUUAUUUCUCAGGAUGUUACUAAAUUUGUAUGUUUCUUAUAAAUAUAUAUUUUGUGUGUGUGUGUGAGAGAGAGAUUGUGUCUACUACCAGUGCUCUGUUCACCAUAAUUGCAUUAUCAUGUACUUGUGUAUUAAUAAAUAUUACUGUAUGUU